AGGUACGUAAGGUAUGUUAUGUAGGUACUUUGUACACUAUGCCGUCAAGGUCCACGGGUGUGAUUACUUCAUUGGUGGAGACUCCAUUUAAGCCAUUUAAGGGACGAGUCAGGCGCCGAGGAAUCACAGUUACGAUAACUUACCUCUCUACCUAAUGUACAAGACCUCCAUUAAUAAGAUAGCACAAUCCGGUCACUCUCCGUUAAAGUCUCCGGUCCAAGUUCAUCUCACCCAAUCUCUGACCCGACGCCGGCCAACUCAAAUUACUACGAAGUUACAUAGUGCUAUUUAACAACUCUUUAUUCACUAGGUACCUAACCACAUCGGGCUGAACGGUUUGGAUUUCACGAACCAUUCUCACCAUUUUCCGCGGUUUUCGCGCCUUCUCCAGCCUGUUUUCAGUCAUUUCUCACUUCUCUCCUCUGGCACGAGGCAUCGCAUACCUGUUUCCCUUUCCCUUUCCCGCGUUCGCAAGGUCCCUCCUUUCGCUUUUAUUCCCAUUCAUUCAUUGGAUUUCCAUUCAUUGGAAGUAGUCGGGUCUGGCGGCGUUUUCGUUGAUAAGGCCCCUCUAACUUCCACACCGAAGCACGCGAGCGGGCACCCUUCUGUCGCAUUGGGCUCACGAUACCCUCUUAAUCCAUACGACAACCCAAAAUCUACACCUCGAUAUGUCGUCGUCAAGGCUUGCUGGCGGUGCUAAGCACCGACUCAUGUCCGAGAUGCAAGAACUUGCCAAAGAGAAAUGGGUGAACAUCGAUUUGGUAAAUGCCAAUAUCCUGCGUUGGCGCCUCGGCCUUAUUGUCGUUAAUCCCGACAGCGCAUUUAAUGGCGGUUACUUUAAGGCCGAGAUGACUUUUACUGAAGAGUAUCCUUACCAGCCGCCGACAUUUAGGUUUCUAAUCCCCAUCUAUCAUCCCAACGUCUACCCCGACGGCAAGCUAUGCAUCUCCAUUCUACACACUCCCGGUGAGGACCUUAUGUCUGGGGAGCAGGCUAGUGAGCGAUGGUCUCCUUUGCAGGGUGUCGAGUCUGUGCUUCGGUCCGUACUCUUACUCCUGGAUGAUCCCGAAAUCAACUCUCCAGCAAACGUAGACGCAGGCGUAACCUACCGGGAUGAUCGCGCCACCUAUAAUAAGAAAGCCAGAGAAAUCGUCGAGAAGUCAAAGAGCGACAUUCCCAGCGACUUCAUCAUGCCAACCAGCCUCGAACCUCCGCCGCCACCGAAGCCAGCAGAUGACGAUGCUGCAUUUUGGGCAGAAAGCGACGAGGAACUCGAUUUUGGAGGUAGUGACACGGGCGAGGACGCGGAAUUGGCGGAGUUUGAUGAAGACGGCGAAGAUGACGGCGCUAGCGACGACGACGACAACUAACAUCAACCCCAUUCUACGCAUAUUUCGACAAUAACUACCCAACUUAACUUGCGGGAUGGGUCUGCAAAGCAUUUUCUAACUCGGUAUACAAUUGCAUAGCGGGGGGUAAGGCGUUUAUGGAUCUCUUGCACCUUUGACGCCCUUUUCGGUCCGUCUUUCCGUAUUAUUGGUUUACGGUCGAUCGACUUUCGCAUAUUCUUUCAGAUAGAGAAGACACUUUGAUGGUGGAACGUAAGCACAAAAGGCCUUUUCUCGGUUACUACUAAGUGGUAGCAAAAUCUUCGAGACCUACAUACUAGGUAUUUCGUUAGGUGAAGGAUAGUUGUCGUUUGGGUACAAACGCGAACACACUAAUUACGCGUCACCCCUUUCCAGUCAACUUAAGAAUGUUAUAACCUAAGCUAUUGGAGUGGUUAUUCCUACCUUACCUAAUGCCAUGCAUAUAUCAAUUCUAUCACACAUCACACCUAGGUACUUACUUUAGCUGCAUAUUAUAGGUAGAAUAAGCUUCUUUGUACAUACACACCUAAUUAUGAGCCUUGCCUACCACGCGUUAAAUGAUAGAAAAACUCACCCAAGGAUGCUUCUAUCAUGUGGUCC
Daldinia caldariorum is the source of this 1970-nucleotide messenger RNA. Its product is annotated as ubiquitin-conjugating enzyme/RWD-like protein. Bases 669 to 1370 code for a protein of 233 amino acids. Gene Ontology annotation, molecular function: ubiquitin conjugating enzyme activity. The transcript is spliced from 3 exons. Lineage: Eukaryota; Fungi; Ascomycota; Sordariomycetes; Xylariales; Hypoxylaceae. Gene Ontology annotation, biological process: proteasome-mediated ubiquitin-dependent protein catabolic process; protein polyubiquitination. The record is from RefSeq and is a predicted model, not a curated record.